Messenger RNA from Coffea eugenioides, 597 nucleotides. RefSeq lists its product as uncharacterized. Lineage: Eukaryota; Viridiplantae; Streptophyta; Magnoliopsida; Gentianales; Rubiaceae. The transcript has 3 exons. Bases 1 to 597 code for a protein of 198 amino acids. The record is from RefSeq and is a predicted model, not a curated record.
AUGGAAAAAUGUGUCUUUUGCACUCCUGAAGUUAAUUUCCUUGAAUAUAUUGUUGGUGCAAAUGGCAUAAGUGUUGAUCCCGCCAAGGUAAAAGCCAUCAUGGAGUGGCCGACUCCAACCAAUGUAUCUCAGGUAAGGUCUUUUCAUGGUCUUGCAAGUUUCUAUAGGAGAUUUGUUAAAGACUUUAGUACUAUUGCAGCACCUUUGAAUGAGAUAAUUAAAAAGAAUGUGGGGUUUCAAUGGGGAAAAGAGCAAAAAGAGUCGUUCAAUAAGCUUAAGAAUUUGUUAAUUUCAGCACCUAUUCUUGCUUUGCCUAAUUUUGAUCUGACGUUUGAAGUUGAAUGUGAUGCUAGUGGGAUCGGCAUAGGGGCUGUCUUACAUCAAAAUAAUAGGCCGUUGGCAUUUUUCAGUGAGAAGUUGAGUGGGGGAGCUCUUAAUUACCCUACUUAUGAUAAAGAAUUGGGCAGGCUUGUGAACAUGCUGCAUUUCAAAAGUUCUAUAGGCAUGAAGGCUUCUUGUUCAAAGAAAAUCGGCUAUGUAUUCCCAACUGUUCACUUAGGAAAUUACUUGUUAGAGAAGCCCAUGGCGGAGGGUUGA